UCCCGGGGUGCUGUAGCGUGCGUGGCGACAGGCGGAGACAAAAACACAGCUGUGUGAUUUACUUUGAGACAUAACUGGCGAGAUAUAUCUGAGUCUUCUGAAGUAAAAUAAAGUACAUUUGGGAGAUUAUACCUUCCGCGCACAAUACGGAUUCCUUGCCAUGGCAGCCGAGGACGAGAGGGAGGUAGUUCGUGUCAGAGUCAAGAAAUGUGAAGGGGCGUUGCCAGCAGAAUCCCGCUCCUUUGCCGUUGACCCUCUGAUUACCUCCCUGGAUGUGCUGCACCACAUCCUCAUCCGGGCAUUUGAGCUCAACAGGAAGUGUAAUUUUGGGGUGAGUUACCUGUGCCGUGACCAUGGUGACAGUAACCAUGGCGAAGGAGAGGUGUACCUGUCCCUCCUGUCAGACCUGGACCUGGACUCUGCAUUUGCCCACUCAGCCAAACCCUACCUGCUCUUAAAGAUGGACAUCAAACCAGCUGAGGACAGUCCCCUGUUGGAGGGCUGGGACAUCAUCAAUCCAAAAGAUGUGAUCAGUUCUGACCUGCUGCCCGGAGAGAGGAGGGGUCUGGCUGCUGCCGCCCUCCCCUUCACCCAGUCCCUGCUGUCUCAGGUGGGCCGGACCCUGUCCCGGGUGCAGCAGGCGCUGAGCUGGUCCUCCGGGGAGGAGGGGCAGCCGUUUAAACCCCCCCUGAGUGACUCCGAGUUCCACAGCUUCCUCAACAGCCAGGGCCAGCUCUGCCACCCCGAGGAGCUCCGCCUGCGUAUUUACCAUGGGGGUGUGGAGCCAUCGCUGCGCAAGGUGGUGUGGCGGUAUCUCCUGAACGUGUAUCCGGACGGGCUGACGGGCCAGGAGCGGAUCGACUACAUGAAGAGGAAGAGCCGGGAGUACCAGCGGCUCAAGAGGGAGUGGCCCGCGCGCGUUGCCCCCGGCGACCUGGACCUCAUCAGGAGCAGCGUGACGAAGGACGUGCGGCGGACGAACCGCACCCACCCGUACUACGCCGGGUCCGAGGACAACCCCCACCUGACCGCCCUGGCGGACCUGCUGACCACCUACGCCGUCACUCACCCACAGGUGUCGUACUGCCAGGGCAUGAGCGACCUGGCCUCGCCCAUCCUGGCCGUCAUGGACGACGAGGCGCACGCCUACGUCUGCUUCUGCGGCCUGAUGCGGCGGCUGGAGGGGAACUUUGCGGCGGACGGCGGGGCCAUGGCGCUGAAGUUCGGCCACCUGCGGCUGCUGCUGGAGCGCUGCGACCCGGAGCUGUUCGCCCACCUGCGGCGGCGCGGCGCCGACGGCCUGCUCUUCUGCUACCGCUGGCUGCUGCUGGAGCUCAAGCGCGAGUUCCCCUUCCAGCACGCGCUGCGCAUGCUGGAGGUCAGCUGGAGCUCCCUGCCCCCGGACCCGCCCGCCACCGAGCUCCGCCUGCUGGCCCCGCCCCCGGACCCGCCCGCCACCGAGCUCCGGCUGCUGGCCCCGCCCCCGGACCCGCUCGAGACCGAGCGCCGGCUGCUGGCCCCGCCCCCGGACCCGCCCGAGACCGAGCUCCGCCUGCUGGCCCCGCCCCCGGAGGCCGGUGCCAUGGGGUGCGGCCCCAGGGGGGAGGGGGUGGAGUGUCGGGGCAGAGGAGAGGGGGAGGGGGGUUCUCUUUCGGGGGAGCCUGAGGAGAGCGUCGCAGCACACCCCCCCUUUGAGAAGCAGCCCAGUCCCGGGGGGUUUAAGUACUACAGCACCCAUAAGGAGGACGGCUCUGAGCUGGCUCCGCCCCCUGUGAGUGGACGGCAGUCUGAGGAAAGUGGGGACCACGCAGGCGAUAGAGAGCGCAGUUCUCCUAAAGGCCACACGGGGGCGACGCUCUCCUCCCCCUCACCGCCCAACACGCUAGCCGCACCUGGAUUUGAACACGCCCCCCCUGCUCCGGUAACCGACAGGGCGCCGCCCUCGUGGGGGGGCCCGUCCACGCCCCCGCCGCUGCCCCCCCCGCAGGAGCUGGGGCAGGGGAACCCCUUCAUGCUGUUCCUGUGCGUGGCCCUGCUGCUGGAGCAGAGGGCCCAGGUGAUGCGGAGCGACCUGGACCAUAACGAGCUGGCCAUGCACUUCGACCGGCUGGUGCGCCGGCACAGCCUGGCCCAGGUGCUGCAGCGCGCCCGGACCCUGUUCGCCCAGUACCUGCAGAGCCAGGAGUGGGACUCGCAGCCGAGCGGAGAGGUCAGCCCCGAAGGCAGGCCACGCCCCCUGCAGCCUCCCACAGGCUCCGCCUCUCCCAACUCCACCUACAGGCUGACCAACACCGUGCCCUCAGUGUACCCUCUCCCACCUCCCUCCUGACCAGUGUCAGCACACACACGCAUACGCAGUUAUACUCUCUCUCUCACACACACACACGGUUAUACUCUCACACACACACAGUUAUACUCUCUCUCUCUCACACACACACACACACACACACACACAGUUAUACUCUCACACACACACAGAGUUAUACUCUCUCUCUCACACACACACACACACACACAGUUAUACUCUCUCACACACACACACACACAGUUAUACUCUCACACACACACACACACACAGAGUACCUGCAGCCUGUCUGGUGUGUCUUAUUGUGCCGUUAUUUUGCUGUUGGCCUUAAGUGACAGAAGGAUGGUAUCUGCACUCGACCAAAGGUCCCCACUGUGACCCACGCUGUCCUCUCCAUGCACACUGAGCUCACAGCACUCACUAAUCACACACGCAUAAAUCAAAGUCACAUACACCUACACACACACACGCGCAUAAAUCAAAGUCACACACACGCGCAUAAAUCAAAGUCACAUACACACAAACACACACGCGCAUAAAUCAAAGUCACAUACACAUACACACGCACAUAAAUCAAAGUCACAUACACAUACACACGCACAUAAAUCAAAGUCACAUACACAUACACAUACACACACACACGCACAUAAAUCAAAGUCACAUACACAUACACACACGCACAUAAAUCAAAGUCAUGCGCACACGUACAUACACACGUGCAAACAAAUCCAAAUCACAUGCACACACACACACACACACACACACAAAUCAAGCCAAAGUCACUGACUGUGCUCACACCCACGCUGCACACACAGUUGCCACGGUGAUCUCUUUCCCGAUCGUGGAUGUCCCCGAUUACUCCUGUAACUCUUGUCUUCUUUUCUGUGUGCUUCACUGUGAUUGGCCGAAAUGUGCACGUUUGAGGGAACAAAUCAGUGGCCUUCAUACAUGUUUCGAUGCAUCAAGUGUUGCUGCUCGUUUCUGUACAGACAGUAAUACUCUGUUUUUGUCCAUGUUCUGAAUUGUCCUUUUUUUUCAAAUUUAACCUGUGAACGCAUAUUCAGAUUUUUACUGGAUAUAGCCGUGGGCCUCCUGCCCGCACUUAGAAGCUACAGAUUAGCCCAGCUUCAACGUUUAUACUCUGGUGGGUAAAGAAGUGACAUCUGAGUAGACAAAUUUGUUCCUGCAAAUUGUUCUGGUUUCGAUAUUACCUCCUUGUUGCAAGGCGCAGAUAUUUCUCUCCGCUCGAAUAAUUUGAUUCCUCAUUUUAGGCAGGGCAAUGUCACGACGCACAGCGCUGCACUAGCAAGGAUAACCGCAUGUGCUGCGGCUGCUGCGCGCGUUGCUGCUCUGUGGAGUCCGAACCGCAGGUCCGGUUCCCUCCGGUUCUUCUGACAGGCCCGCUGUGUUCCAGGUGAACGCGCCUUCGUCCCCGCGUCUCUGGCUGCGUCCGAAAUGGCUUACAUGCCUACUAUUGAGCAUGCGCGUUGUAUACAGCUUGUGUACUCAAUAGUAGGCGAGUAAGCUGUUUGGGACACGGUCUGUGCGUUAUUCCUCAGCGGUGUGCACAGAAAACGUCGCCCUGGCAGAGGCCCAACAUAAGUGCUCCAUAUGUUGGGCCUAUGCCUAAGCGAGGCGGCCAGAGUGUGCGCUGUCCAGUCACGUGGCGGAGUCGUGCUUUUGGAUCCAGUGCUCUGUCACCUGUUUAUACCUGUUUAUACCUCACCAGCUGGGUAUUUCACAGGGGCUGCCCAACAGAACUGUUGCACGUUUCUGUGAUUUCGCAGCCCUCGUAUUCUUCAGCGUGGGAAGCUGAGAAAUGCGCAGGUUUAGAAGAAUGCGCUUUGCAAAACUGUGAUUGGUCUGUUUGCAAAAAAAACAAAACAGAAGGGUUUCUUCACACUUACAGUAAUUACUGUGUUAUUUUUAUUGGAUAAAGAGAUUUAAUCGACUUAUGGUCUAUAUGAUUUUAGACCAGACCAGAAAAACUUGUGAUGACACCGAGGGUGUUACAAGUCUUGUAUUUCUGUGUGACUUCGAUUGUUACUGUACUUUAUAAUUUAACCUCAUCUGAAAUUGUUUUUUUGUAUAAUGUUAUAGAAUGUCACAUGAACGCACAAAGAAGUGUUCUGGUAUAUCUGAGAGUCAGUGAUUGGGGCGUUCAUAAAAUAAACACAUGCAACGCAUCACCACAGGGGUGCACGGUAUGAAGAUUCUGAAUCAUUGUCAAUAACCGGUAUCUGGCCACGUUGGCUUAGGUCGAUGCCAAGUUUAUUUUAAGCUAUUACAGGCCAAUACUGGCACAACACCAAUAUCAUUGUGCAUCCGUAACCACGGUAUAUAACCUUUACUUUCCUCAUUAGUAAUAGUGGAUUGGUUUAACGUUGUAGAACAUAUUUCAAAACCUCCAAGUAUUCAAAGAGUGAACGAGUGAAGCUUUACCUAAACAGCCAAUGUAUAGCCAUCCCCCAGGGUGAAGCAAGGCAGCCAUUUUGCGCAAGAAUGUUCAUGUCUGCCGGGCUGGUAAGGUAGGGGAUUAUUAAGCCAGUUAAACUGGGGGUGACCAAGUGGUGAGAGCUGAUAAAGUUUUCAACAGGACAUUGGGGAACACUCUACUUUUUAUAAUAGUUGUGCCAGCAACCAUACCACCAUGCAUCUUGUUCCUGCUGAAUGGCUUAAGUUGAGCUGGUGUGGUCUUGGUUGGUACUUUGGUGGGAGAC
Molecule: messenger RNA, 5025 nt
Organism: Anguilla rostrata (American eel)
Lineage: Eukaryota; Metazoa; Chordata; Actinopteri; Anguilliformes; Anguillidae
Gene: tbc1d25
Product: TBC1 domain family, member 25
Exons: 7
Coding region: 161-2329 (722 amino acids)
Biological process (GO): activation of GTPase activity; regulation of autophagosome maturation
Cellular component (GO): autophagosome
Molecular function (GO): GTPase activator activity
Source: RefSeq, a predicted model, not a curated record